GUUCAACCUUGUAAGGAUGAUCCCUCAAAAAAAAAAAAAAGCCCAGCCUGCAGACACGCCCCUGCCUUCCGACGUGACGGAGCAGCUGGAUGACGCCGCGCAGCAGGUGCAGACGGCCUACAUGGACUACGUGCUCCUAGACGCCCGCACCCUGCGGUCCGCUAAGCGUGGGCCGGCGGACCCCGGCGGGGCCAUCGGGCCCAGCCGCCGGCAACGCCAGCACCGCAGCCGCAGUACCUCCAGCCUCAUGAGCCUGGGCAGCGCUCCAUUGCGCCCCGGCGGCGCCAGCUCAGGCGCCGCUAGCAUGAGCACCAGCAGCGGCGGCGCGCCCCCCAGCCAGGGUGGCGGCCGCCGCCACAAACGCCACAGCAGCAACACCAAACGCAACCGCCACGGCGCUGCCGUGGCCGGCGGGGGCUCGUAAUGCGGCCACCAGUGGGAGCGGCGAACCUUCGGCUGCUGACAGUGAAUGUCAACGGCCUGGGCUCGCCGCUCAAGGCGCGGGCGCUGGUCUCGCACCUGCAGCAAGUUGGGGCGGAUGUGGCGAUGGUGCAGGAGACCCACGCUACUGACACGACGGCGCUGGAGUCUUGCCUUCGUGCCGCGCAGGGGGCGUGCCUUCCGUGGCGCCACUGCCUCGCUGCCAGCCCGGCAGCGUCGCCCCACUCCUGUGGGGCGGCUAUCCUGGCGCGGAGUCGGCUGUCCCUUCCCGGCUGCGUACUGCAGCCGCCGUCAACGGAUGCGGCGGGCCGUGUGGUAUGUUGGGAUUGGGACGUGGGUCACUUGCGCCUGCGCUUCAUGUGUGUGUAUGCGCCCACGGCCGUGGCGGACAAGCCUGCUUUCUUUGCCGGGCUGCAUCCCCACCUGGCCACGGAC
Molecule: messenger RNA, 876 nt
Organism: Chlamydomonas reinhardtii
Lineage: Eukaryota; Viridiplantae; Chlorophyta; Chlorophyceae; Chlamydomonadales; Chlamydomonadaceae
Exons: 1
Coding region: 17-424 (135 amino acids)
Source: RefSeq, a predicted model, not a curated record